GUUAUCAGUCACAAACCGUAGGCUAAUUACCGGACGAAACAGGAAACGAUUACGCGAUUGGCAUCUGUAUUAUAAACAUCACGGUGCUACAGUCGCAUCUGUGGGAAAGGAAGCCUUGAUUUGAUUUCUCUUGUUUAUUUAUUCAGACCGCAGCUCUUGUCUGCUCUGUGAUAUAAAGGUAGGUGCUGAUCCGAGGUUUUAACAUCUGCGCGAGGUUAUCUGUUAGCAAACACAUCUCUCCAGAUAAAAGAGCAGAGGAAUGCGGAGCCAUUUGUUCCCCAGAGCUUCGAGAGAACAGCCUAGUUUGUUUAAAACCCGAAUAUAAAAGCCUGCUUUGUUAGCAGACAUGACUGCUGCGGUGAAAGCCCGGUCUGCUAAAUACAAUAAUAGGACAGCAUCAUUUCUCUGUCUAGCCUAGGCUAUAUCAGAUAUAUGCGUUUCAAUGUCUAGGCUGCUCCAGCUGUGUGGAGGAAACAUGGACCGCUAUGAGGAUUUCUGCGCACUCGUUCUGUCUGAGCUGCGGUCGGAUAUGAUGCACGACAGCAGCUGCAGUAGCGCACGUGCUCGAGAGGGGGCGCACUCGCGCAUCUGCUUCCACGGCAGGCCGCUGUUGUCUCCUGUUCUAAGUGAGAAACAAAGAAGGGAGAUGGUUGAAUACAAGAAAAGAGCUUCACAAAUGGAGGCCGAGAGACAGAUUCAUUACAACAAAAACCUCCUCAAUCAGAUUCAGACCAUUCUUUGGACCAAUGAGGCACCACAAAUAUUGGACGUGCCAAAGCCUUUAGAGCAGUGCCCGUCUCCCUCUCCAAAAACAGACUCCAGGAAUGGCUUUACAGUAGCUGAUACUGCAGACAUUACACCUGCUGGGGCCACAGAGCCGUACAUUUGGUCUAAUGAGCAACCGGUGAGCCCUUCAGCUGAGCUGCCUGGAGUGAUGAGAAGAAAAUCCAAAGAAGAAAAACACAUGCAAGAGGACAUUCAAAUGGAAGGAGUUUGUCUGCAGAACCUACUCAAGAAAUCACGCAAAUUUAUGGAAAGGGAGCAAGGUAAACAGGGGUCAAAGGUCAUCAGCAACACAAUGGUUGAUCCAAGCAGGAUCCUCUCUGAAAGCCCGCUAGUUAAAGAAAACAGCUGUUCUUUGGAUGAGACUGCCUUUGGGUUACCCUUUUAUAUUCCCUCUCCAAACCAAACCUCUCCCAGUAACCUGAUAAGCCCAGAACCCAGUCUAAAGGCCGGUUUAAUAGCCAGACCCCACCGCGGACGUCCUCGUCCCAUUUCUGCCGGGAGCAUCUUCUUUUCUUUGCUUGAAAACCCCAACCAACCGAACAUGACAGCGAAUGCAAGGCCACCGGAAGUCAAAACAAUUGCAACACAGGACAGGAAGCUACUCGGAGUGGAAAAUGUAUGUAUGGGUCGAUACGAUGAUCACUCGACCAUGGGACGCCCGGAAACGUCUCCAGUGGAUCCUGAGCUCACAAGCCCUCUGUUUCGAAGGAGAUGCCACACGCUGGAUAGCCACCUGUCCUCACGCCAUCAGAGUCCCGUCAUAGACCGGAGCCAGGAGAGAAUGCCUCGGUUUAUGGCUGGGGUCACUGCAAGAACGGCCACUCGACUGUCUCCUCCCUCACCCAUGAACAAGACUUUCACAUGGGACGGUCCUGUAGCAGCAUUUAUGGGAUCUGGGAUCACCCCAGACUCUCCUUCUCAUGCCAAACUGCCUUUUGAGACCGAGAGAAACAGUGUUAUUAGCACAGCACUGAAAGAAAGGAGAACAGAUGAGAUGCAAUGGCAAGUCAACGCUCUAGAAGACAUGCAGAGGUCUCUGGAGGACGAUUACGCUUUCCGGAUGUCCUGUCUGAUGGAGGAACAAGAGCGAGAACAACUGCACCUCAGUCAGGAGUCAGAGGAGCGGGUCAGGAGACUGAGGGCUCAGGGUGGUCUGAGUCCUGUAGCCGGUGAGGACGGGUGUGAACGUUACCCUAUACUGAGCCCCAUGUGUCCUUUAAGCCCAGGAGACAGAUCAACAAGACACUCUGUGCCAACCAUUGGUUUACCUUCAACCAGUUCAGAUGUGUUAUCCCCUUCGAAACAGACUCCCAUUUAUAUGAGAAUCCUGAAUCACAGCGCCGGCAAGAGAAACAGACUGAGCCAGGUUGUGACAGCGGAGCAGCAGAGGGCACUGUGUCACCUCACUGCAGCCGUGAAGGGCUUCCUCAUCAGACGACUGCUGAAAACGGAGAAAGUCAAGCACCUGCGGCAAACCGUGCAGGACACGCAAGAGUUUAUCCGUUCGUUCAGCACUGAUGCUCCUCAGAGAAGCGCCUCUCUGUCUGAGCAGGAUCUGUCUCUGCGGGAGCGCGUCAGAGCGCAGUUACGCGCGGCCUUGUUUGACAUUCAUGAUAUCUUCUUCACGAUGACACUGGAGGAGCGUCUGUGUCUGCUGCAGCAAGACCGAGAGCUGCGCUCCGAGAGGAAGCUCAGAGAGAUGGAAAAAGCUAAAAGUCCCAAGGACAAGGUGAUUUUGUCGGCUGCUACCCAGAAAUCUCUUGAAAGAAAGAAAAGAGUUGGUGAAUCUCCAGGUCAGCCCAGAAGAGCUCAGAAGACCAAGAGUCCUCCUACAAAUAGGAUCCUGCAGCCCAGUCAGGGCCAGAACGCUCCUGUUUCAGGCCAGCCGCUCCUGCGCCGUGGGUCAGUUCUUCACAUUUUGCAGCCUCUGAUCACGCAAUCUCCUGCUCCUGCCAUUUCCAUUUUCUUUUACGCUGCUGUUGAUGGAAUUUGAAAUUCAAUUCAGUCUGUGGUGGACUCUUACAAUUCUGAAAAUGCCACGCAGCUUGCCAGGGGAGUCACCUGACAUUUAAAAUUGGCUGCGUUUAUUUGUAAAUGCAUUUGGCAGGAUCUCAUGUAGUCAUUUAGUCAACUGAAGUGUGAUCAAAAUAUCCCUGUAUUAUAUUACAAAGAAUCACUGUGCGGAAAAGAAACGCAGUAUGGAAUGCGCCACACAUUUACAAAACCUCAAACACCUUUUGAACUAAUAAACUGUAUUGAGUUUACAUUUUUAAUUUUCAGAUAUAAUAAAUCAACUUUACAUGCAACGUCUUAAUAGGAAACACGCAGAUGAAAAGUGUU
Molecule: messenger RNA, 3126 nt
Organism: Carassius carassius (crucian carp)
Lineage: Eukaryota; Metazoa; Chordata; Actinopteri; Cypriniformes; Cyprinidae
Product: centriolar coiled-coil protein of 110 kDa-like
Exons: 12
Coding region: 443-2779 (778 amino acids)
Biological process (GO): centrosome duplication; regulation of cytokinesis; centriole replication
Cellular component (GO): centriole
Source: RefSeq, a predicted model, not a curated record